Molecule: messenger RNA, 3226 nt
Organism: Cavia porcellus (domestic guinea pig)
Lineage: Eukaryota; Metazoa; Chordata; Mammalia; Rodentia; Caviidae
Gene: Rasip1
Product: Ras interacting protein 1
Exons: 12
Coding region: 139-3030 (963 amino acids)
Biological process (GO): angiogenesis; regulation of GTPase activity; negative regulation of Rho protein signal transduction
Cellular component (GO): cell-cell junction
Molecular function (GO): GTPase binding
Source: RefSeq, a predicted model, not a curated record
CCUCUGGCCUUUUCCUGUCCCCCACCCAGUGCAGGGAGCUGGGGCACAGGCAAAGACUACAAGAGCGGAGGGAGCAGGGACUAACUUGGGCCAACGGAGCCAGGGCCUCCGGGUGCUGCUGGACCCGAAGCAGGGGCCAUGCUAUCUGGUGAAAGGAAGGAGGGCGGAAGCCCCCGCUUCGGGAAGCUACAUCUCCCGGUGGGCCUGUGGAUCAAUUCCCCCAGGAAGCAGCUCGCCAAGCUGGGGCGGCGCUGGCCCAGCGCUGCCUCUGUCAAGUCCUCAUCUUCCGACACGGGGAGUCGCAGCAGCGAGCCGAUGGCUCCCCCGCCACCGCACGUGGAACUGCGGCGCGUGGGCGCCGUGAAGGCGGCGGGGGGCGCCUCGGGCAGCCGCGCCAAGCGCAUCUCUCAACUUUUCCGGGGCUCAGGAACCGGGGCUUCGGGGACCGGCGGGGGAGGGGUCCCGGGAACCCCGGGGGCGGCGCAGCGCUGGGCCAGCGAAAAAAAGCUGCCCGAGCUGGCGGCGGGCGUCGCCCCCGAGCCCCCGCUGGCCACCCGCCCCACAGCACCCCCGGGAGUCCUCAAGAUCUUCGGGGCGGGGCUGGCGUCGGGGACCAACUACAAGAGCGUGCUGGCCACGGCGCGCUCCACGGCACGCGAGCUCGUGGCCGAGGCGCUGGAGCGCUACGGGCUGGCCGGCAGCUCCAGCGGCGGCCCAGGCGAGAGCAGCUGCGUGGACGCCUUCGCGCUGUGCGACGCGCUGGGUCGGCCCGCAGCGGGCGGCACGGGCGGCGGCGAGUGGCGCGCGGAGCACCUGCGAGUGCUGGGCGACUGGGAGCGCCCGCUGCUGGUGCAGGAGCUGUGGCGCGCGCGGCCCGGCUGGGCGCGGCGUUUUGAGCUGCGCGGCCGCGAGGAGGCGCUGCGCCUGGAGCAGGAGGCCUUCGGGGCGGCUGACGGCAAAGGCACGGGCGCCCCCUCCUGGCGGCCGCAGAAAAGUCGCUCCCGGGCCGCAUCUGGAGGGGCGGCGCUGGCCAGUCCUGGUCCAGGGUCGGGAUCUGGAACCCCGGCUGGGUCCGGGGGCAAGGAGCGCUCGGAAAACUUAUCCCUGCGGCGCAGCGUAUCGGAGCUCAACCUGCAAGGUCGGCGUCGGCGGCAACAGGAACGCAGGCAGCAGGCGCUUAGCAUGGCUCCUGGGGCAGCCGAUGCCCAGAUUGGACCUGGAGACCCCGGAGAUCUCGAUCAGUUAUCUCAGUGCCUCAUCCAAGCUCCUAGCAAUCACCCCUACUUUCUGCUGCUCCAGGGAUACCAGGACGCUCAGGACUUCGUGGUGUACGUGAUGACGCGGGAGCAGCACGUGUUCGGCCGGGGCAGGACCCCGUCGUCCUGCAGCGGAUCCCCUGCCCCAUACGUGGACACCUUCCUCAACGCCCCUGACAUCCUGCCGUGUCACUGCACAGUGCGCGCGGGCCCUGAGCCCCCAGCCAUGGUGCGCCCAUCCAGGGGCGCCCCAGUUACGCACAACGGGUGCCUCCUGCUGCGAGAGGCCGAGCUGCACCCCGGCGACCUGCUGGGGCUGGGCGAGCACUUCCUGUUCAUGUACAAGGACCCGCGCGCCAGUGGCUCUGGGCCGGUUCGGCCCCCGUGGCUGCCCGCGCGCCCCGGGGCCACGCCUCCCGGCCUCGGCUGGGCCUUCUCCUGCCGCCUGUGCGGCCGCGGCCUGCAGGAGCGCGGCGAGGCGCUGGCCGCCUACCUGGACGGCCGCGAGCCCGUCCUGCGCUUCCGGCCGUGCGAGGAAGAGGCGCUGCUGGGCGAGAUCGUGCGCGCCGCGGCCUCGGGCGCCGGGGCCCUGCCACCGCUCGGACCCGCCACGCUGCUCGCGCUGUGCGUGCAGCAUUCCGCCCGCGAGCUGGAGCUGGGCCACCUGCCGCGAAUGCUGGGCCGCCUGGCCCGGCUCAUCAAGGAGGUCGUCUGGGAAAAAAUUAAGGAAAUUGGAGACCGUCAGCCAGAGAACCACACAGAAGGUGUCCCUGAGGUGCCCCUGACUCCUGAGGCUGUGUCUGUGGAGCUGCAGCCACUAAUGCUGUGGAUGGCCAACACCACAGAGCUGUUGAGCUUUGUGCAGGAGAAGGUGCUGGAAAUGGAGAAGGAAGCUGACCAGGAUGACCCACAGCUCUGCAAUGAUCUGGAAUUAUGUGAUGAGGCCAUGGCCCUCCUGGAUGAAGUCAUCAUGUGUACCUUCCAGCAGUCUGUCUACUACCUCACCAAGACUCUUUAUUCAACAUUGCCUGCUUUGCUGGACAGCAACCCUUUCACAGCUGGGGCAGAGCUGCCCGGCCCCGGCUCAGAGCUGGGGGCCAUGCCCCCGGGUUUGAAGCCUACCCUAGGCGUGUUCCAGGCAGCCCUGGAAUUGACCAGCCAGUGCGAGCUGCAUCCGGACCUUGUGUCUCAAACUUUUGGCUACUUGUUCUUCUUCUCCAAUGCAUCCCUUCUCAAUUCACUGAUGGAACGAGGGCAAAGCCGACCUUUCUACCAGUGGUCCCGAGCUGUCCAGAUCCGCACCAACCUGGACCUUGUCUUGGACUGGCUGCAGGGGGCUGGGCUGGCUGACAUUGCUACUGAGUUCUUCCGGAAACUCUCCAUUGCUGUGAACAUGCUCUGUGUACCCCGUACCUCUCUGCUCAAGGCCUCCUGGAGCAGCCUACGAACUGACUACCCCACCCUCACCCCAGCUCAGCUCCACCAUCUGCUCAGCCACUACCAGCUGGGUCCUGGGCUCAGGCCACCACCGGCCUGGGACCCUCCCCCAGCAGAGCGAGAUGUAGUGGCCACAGGGGACAUCUUCGAAAGCUUCUCCUCUCAUCCUCCCCUCAUUCUGCCCCUGGGCAGCCCACGCCUGCGCCUCACAGGUCCAGUGACAGACGACGCUCUACACUGUGAGCUGCGCAGGCUCCGUCGCCUGCUUUGGGAUCUUGAGCAGCAGGAGCUUCCGGCCAAUCACCGCCACGGAGUUCCCGUGACCACGCCUCCCUAAAAAACCAAUAGCAAGCGACCGCGCGAACCUUGAAACUUCCUCGGCUCCAAAACUGGAGAGUUGAGCUUUCUGGGAGUUGUAGUUCUUGUCCCGCGCGGGAAGUAGGAGGUUGAUUUCGGAUAGUAAAGAAUAAGACAGUGAGAAGAUGGGCUUGGGAUGUGAGUGUCAAGGGGCAAUAAAAGCAUAUGUGGUAUUA